Molecule: messenger RNA, 1101 nt
Organism: Moesziomyces aphidis
Lineage: Eukaryota; Fungi; Basidiomycota; Ustilaginomycetes; Ustilaginales; Ustilaginaceae
Source: the annotation of a GenBank genome assembly
AUGUCGCUCUCACUCUCAGUUGGGGCACCGGGGUCGAAGCCUUCUGGUUCAAGUGGCGGUCCGUCCCAGCUGGUAGCUUCGCUGCGCGAACGCGGGGUGACUCUGCCGAACUUUGGGGCGCUCAAGAGCAAGGAGGUUCGAGGGGGCCAUCGGCAGUCUGUGCGUGGGCUGGGGUGGUCGGUCGAUGGGCGGAAGCUGGUAACGUGUGGAGCGGAUCGUAUCGUGCGUAUCUGGGUGCCGGAACGGUCGGUGGACGCACGCGCGUCGACGGAGCUCAAAGGGCACAGCGAUAGUGUAGACCAGCUGGUGUGGCAUCCGUCGCAUGCGGAUGUCGUGGCCACGGCGUCGGCGGAUAAGACGGUGCGCAUCUGGGAUACCCGUGCGCGCGCACAGACGAACACAGACGGCGUAACAACCGUGCAGACGCCAGGGGCCAACAUCAACAUCGCCUACCAUCCAAGCGGCGAUUAUCUGGCCGUCGGGGACAAGACGGAUACAGUGUCGGUGGUGGAUACACGACAGAAUCGGAUCGUCCACACGGUGUGUACAAGACGUGCUACCGCUCCAACGGAUGCGUGUUCAGCUACAACGGUGGUGGGAACAACCGACGAAAUCAACGAACUCUGCUUCUCGCCAGACGGUUCCUUGUUGCUGUUGUCUUCAGGGUCCGGGUCGGUGCAUCUGCAUACGACGGUCGACUAUGCACGUGUGCACUCGCACGCCACACACACCGCCAACGUCUUCUGCCUCCAAUGGGACCCCCUCUCGCGAUACAUCGCCACAGCUUCCUCCGACUCAAUGGUCGCCCUCUGGGACACCAAGGAGUGGUUCGCUCACAAGAUGAUCACCGACCUAACCUUCCCCGCCCGCGCAAUCGGAUUCAGCCACGACGGCGAACUCCUCGCCGCCGCGGGCGAGGAUAGAUUCAUAGCUAUCAAUGCUACCCAACCCAACACCGAGCCGGAUUCGCUCCACAAAAUCCCCCUGCCAGCAUCAACGACGAUCAACACCUUGGCUUGGCAUCCUGCAAAGUACAUCCUCGCCUACGCCGGAGACGAACCCCAAAAAGAUACCGGCACCGUCCGCAUCUUCAACCUCUAG